Messenger RNA from Vespa mandarinia (Asian giant hornet), 4216 nucleotides. It is a transcript of the gene snu, whose product is annotated as ABC-type transporter snustorr. Gene Ontology annotation, molecular function: ATP hydrolysis activity; ABC-type transporter activity; ATP binding. The record is from RefSeq and is a predicted model, not a curated record. Gene Ontology annotation, cellular component: membrane. Lineage: Eukaryota; Metazoa; Arthropoda; Insecta; Hymenoptera; Vespidae.
CGCGCAUGUAGUAGGACGAGGACGACGUGUUUUGAACGUAAGAAACUCGUCAGUGCGAAAGACGCGUUCGAAGGGAUCGGUCAUACGUAAUCGUGCUCCUCCAAAAAUUUUUUAUUUGUGUUUCUUUUUCCUUCUCUCUCUCUCUUUCUCCCUCUCUCUCUCUCUCUCUCUCUUUCUCUCUCUCUUUCCCUCUUUGCUUCUCUCUCUUUCUCUUUUUCUCAUUCUUUCUUUCUCUGUCUAUUUAUUUGUCUCUCUCUCUUUUUGUAUCUUUCUUCUUUAAUCCCUUGUCGCGUUACACUUUUACAAUCGUAAACACGUACAGUUGUUUUUUAUUACAUUCAAUUGACGAUAAUUCGUUGUUGUUAUCUCCUUUUCUUUUUUUUUUUUUUCUCUAAUUUUUUUUUUUCUACUUUUACAUUGCUAGUGCUUUAAAAGUGAAUAAGAGAAGGAGUGACAAGAAGAAAAAGGAAGGACAAAAAGAAAGAAGAAAAUUCCAAGACAGAGCUUUAAAAAUUACGACGACGAAGAAAGAAAAGUGCCAUACUUGGAAACAGUUGAUUUCGAUCUAGAAAGAAGUCGAAAGUGGGGAAGAAGGACAAAGAGUGAGAGAGAGAGAGAAAGAGAGAGAAAAGAGGGAGAAAAAGGGAAGAGUAAAAAAAAAAAAAAAAAGAAAAAGAAAAAAAAUGUAUCGACAUUGAGAUUUGAUCGUUGAAAUUUGCUCCCGUGAAAGUUCCUUUCGAUUUGGCGAUUAACUUUUAAAAGGAGAAGAAAAAAAAAAUAAAAAAAAAGAAUAAAAAUAGUAUCGACAACCAUAACAACGACAAAAGACAAGGGAGCGAAGAAGAAUCAAGAAAAAUGGCGGACUACAAUAAGGAUGACACCAAACAACGGGAAAAGAUCAAGAAGAUGUUCAGUUGGAGCGACGGAAUAACAAAUGGGGACAGUACCGCGGACGGCGGUGGGGGUAUAAUAAACCCAAAUUUCUCAAUGAACGUUAUUCAAAACAACGCAGAGAGUAACAUAGAUCUAACAAUGGUUACAACUAAUCCAGUCUUGGCUACGCCAGGAUUAAAUAAUCCAGCAUGGAAUCGACAACAGGCUGUUAGCGUUAGACACGCUUUCAAAACUUAUGGCAGUAGUAAAAAUCCAAAUCACGUUAUACAAAAUCUCAGUAUGACGGUAGCCAAAGGAUCAAUAUACGGUCUCUUGGGUGCCAGUGGUUGUGGCAAAACAACAUUAUUAUCCUGCAUCGUUGGACAAAGACGUUUGAAUUCCGGAGAAAUUUGGGUUUUAGGUGGUAAACCGGGUACAAAGGGUUCCGGUGUACCUGGGAAAAGAGUUGGUUACAUGCCACAAGAGAUAGCCCUAUAUGGUGAAUUUACUAUACGCGAAACUAUGUUGUACUUCGGUUGGAUAUUCGGCAUGGACACCGCUGAAAUUGUCGAUAGGUUACGUUUUUUAUUACAAUUUUUGGAUUUGCCAUCGCAAAAUCGGCUUGUCAAAAAUCUCAGUGGUGGCCAACAAAGACGGGUAUCGUUCGCAGUGGCUCUCAUGCACGAUCCUGAACUUUUAAUACUCGACGAACCAACCGUGGGCGUUGAUCCGUUACUCAGACAAAGCAUUUGGAAUCAUCUAGUACAGAUAACCAAAGAUGGCAACAAGACAGUCAUCAUUACGACACAUUAUAUCGAAGAGGCUCGACAAGCUCAUACGAUCGGAUUAAUGAGAAGUGGACGUUUAUUAGCCGAGGAAUCACCACGGGCACUUCUGACGAUGUACAAUUGUACAUCGCUCGAGGAUGUUUUUUUAAAACUAUCCAGGAGACAAGGUCAAUACGCCCAACCAACAACGGAAUUAAAUAUUUCGAACAAUAUUAGUUUGGCUUCUUUAAAUUGGGGAAAGAAGGAUGAACCAGUUUACGUCACCGAAGAAUCUGGUGUGGUUGGUUUGAAUUUCUAUCAAAGCAAAGAAGUCCUCAUUCAUGAUUCGACGAAUGGGGUUGGCAAUCAUUAUGACCUUACGAACAAAUCAUUACACGGAAGUAAAGCCGACUCAACGCUGGAAUGUAGUAAUUUUACAGAUUGUUACAAUAUUACUAGUGUAGGAAAAAUAAGGGCCCUCUUGCAAAAAAAUUUCUUACGUAUGUGGAGAAAUAUCGGUGUUAUGUUGUUCAUCUUCGCAUUGCCAGUCAUGCAAGUGAUACUCUUCUGUUUGGCAAUUGGAAGGGAUCCAAUAGGUUUAAAAUUGGCUAUAGUUAACCACGAAAUUUUUUUCGAAAAUAUGACGUGCCCUGUCUCGGAAGGCUGUGAUUUCUCUUUACUGAGUUGUCGAUAUCUCAAAUUUCUCAAUAACGAUACAAUUAUAAAGAAUUAUUAUCCGGAUCCUGAGGCAGCACAAGACGCCGUACGAAAAGGUGACGCAUGGGGAAUGCUAUAUUUCACAGAAAAUUUCACGGAUGCUUUAGUCGCACGAAUGGUACUUGGAAGGGAUGCUGAUGAUGAAACUCUCGAUCAAAGUGAGAUCAGAGUUUGGUUAGAUAUGUCCAAUCAACAAGUUGGCCUAAUGUUGAUGAGGGAUCUACAAUAUUCAUAUCGGGAUUUCGCCAAAGAUCUAUUGAUAGCGUGCAAAGAAAAUUCAAAGUUGGCUGACGUUCCGAUUCAAUUCAAGGAUCCGAUCUAUGGAUCGAACGAGCCAAGUUUCACGGAUUUCGUUGCACCCGGUGUUAUACUAACCAUCGUGUUCUUCCUGGCGGUUGCUUUGACCUCAUCUGCAUUGAUCAUCGAGAGAAUGGAAGGAUUAUUGGACAGAAGUUGGGUAGCAGGAGUAACACCCGGUGAAAUACUUUUUUCCCACGUGGUAACCCAAUUUGUCGUUAUGUGCGGUCAAACGGCAUUGGUAUUAAUAUUCAUGAUAUUAGUUUUCCGAGUCGAAUGCAAAGGUGAAAUAGGAUGGGUCAUUAUAUUGACGAUACUUCAAGGUCUCUGUGGCAUGUGCUUCGGAUUCGUAAUUUCGGCAAUUUGCGAGCUCGAAAGGAACGCCAUCCAAUUGGCCCUGGGUAGUUUCUAUCCCACACUUCUUCUCAGUGGUGUGAUAUGGCCCAUAGAGGGUAUGCCAACAGUUUUACGAUAUGUCUCGCAAGGUUUACCCUUGACGAUGGCAACUACGGCACUUCGUUCUAUGCUGACUCGUGGUUGGAGUAUAUCAGAGCCAGAUGUGUACAAUGGUUUUAUAUCUACAAUCAUUUGGAUCGUAGUAUUCCUCACAAUAAGCAUGUUGGUCCUUAAAUUCAAGCAUAAAUAGAAAUAGAAAGAGAAAGAGAGAGAGAGGGAGAGAGGGAGAGAGAGAGAAAACGGUUACGUUAUAUUGAUAGAACAAAUUUUAAGAUAAGGGUGAAAGGUGGAGGGGGACAAGUUUGAAGAGAAAGAUGAAAAAAUAUUUUUUAUUGUAAAUUAAAAAUUAACUUCGUUCAUAUUAUUGUAACUGUAUCGAGGGUAUUAAGGAUGAGGGAGAAUGAAGAAAAGUAAUAGGGAAGAUCGAAGAAAAAAACAAAUGAUCGUAUGAGUUUUGAUGAAGUUUUUUUUUUCUAUUUUCUCUCUUUCUCUCUCUCUCUCUCUCUAUCUCCCUCUCUGUCUCUUUCUCUCCCUCCCUCUCUCUCUCUCUCUCUCUCUCUCUUUCCUUCUCCCUCUCCGAUUCUUUCGUAAAUCAUCACUCCGAAAUGUGAUGAUUAAUGCGCAUAUGUGUAUAUAUGUGUUGCCAAAAUGAUUUUAAGUUUGAUAUGAUUGCGUGCAUGUAUGCGUGUGUGCCUGCGUGUACUUUUAAAUAAUAAAAAAAACAUGUACGUGUACGUGUGCGUACGUGUGUGCAUGUGUCUACUCUUGUGUGCGUGUAUUUGUAUUAUUUUUGGAUAAACUCACUUAGGGAUUUAUUUUUUACUUAUUAACGUUUCUACAUAUUAUAUAUAUAAUAAUAAUAAUAUAUAUAUAUAUAUAUAUGUGUGUAUGUGUGUAUAUGUAUAUGCAUACAUACACACAUUGUAUGCAUAUAUAUAUAUUUCUUUUUUCAAUUUGUUUUUAGUCAUAUCUUAUAUACAUUCUCAGAGUAUAAUUAAUGCAUCUACGUUUAGGGAUGCCUCGGUAAACUUGUUCGCGAGAAUAGAAAAAGAAUAGAUUAUAAGUAAAAUGGAAAAAAAAACAAACCAAAAAAAACAAAAAAAGAA